ACGAACCCACACUGCGCAAUCGUUUUAUUAAUCUUCAGAAUCCUUGUUCUGUGAAACCAAUUGUAUUCUUAUUUAACCCCAGGGUCUUAAGAUUCUCGAGUAAAUUGAUUAUUCAAGGAAUUUGAAACUUUGUCCUUCAUUUACGAUACGAAAAACAAGUAAAUAACUUAAGGUCUUUUCAUUGCUAUUGCCAGUAGUCAUUGCAUGAUCGUUUGUACGAAGAUCAGUUUUGGUUUUCUCCCGUUGAACUUGGAAAUAGGGACUCUGGCUUUUUUUGUAAAAUUCCUAUGAUCCACUUUUUGGACUUUGAUUCAGCUGUUCUAAUAACUGCACAAAAUGUCUCUUAAACCGAAGCGUGUAGACUUUACCACAACUUGGGCUGAUUUAAAGGAAACAGUCAAAGGUGUUGUAACUCUGGGAAAUGUUCCUCAUACUAUAUGGUAUAAUCGAUUCAGUGAUGUGUAUUCCCUCUGCGUGGCUUACCCAGAACCUUUAGCUGAGAAAUUGUACCAAGAAACUAAAAAGUUUUUGGAGGAGCAUGUUAAAUCUCUUUUCAUCCAAGUGAACGGCACCAGUGAAGAACAGCUUCUGACUGUGUAUUACACACUUUGGCAGCAAUAUAGCCAAGGAAUGGACUAUUUGCACAAACUUUACUCAUACCUUAAUACCCAACACAUCAAGAAACAAAAAGCAUCUGAUGCCGAGCUUCUUUAUGGGACAUUGUCUUAUGAAUCACCUGAACAAAUGAAAGAAAUCGGAGAAUUGGGUUUGGAUUUGUGGAAGAAGUAUAUGAUAGAGCCAUUGAAAGCCGACUUGCUGAGAUUACUUUUGGGAGGCAUACAUUGUGACCGAACUGGACAAUCUUUGUAUAAUGAAAAGUCAUCAACAAUUCAGGGUGUGAUUCAGUCAUUUGUUUCAGUCGAGGAAUACAAGAAGAAGAACACCCUCGAACUUUAUGAGGCUGUUUUUGAAGGGCCAUUUCUUGAAGCGACCGGUGAAUACUACAAGCAAGAAGCUAGUCGCUUGUUACAGGAAUGCACAAUUUCCUUGUAUAUGGAAAAAGUUUUGCAACGUCGGGACGAAGAAGAUUUACGUAGUCGGAAAUUCCUGCACCCAAGCUCUUACAGUAAAGUUCGAAGUGAAUGCGAAAAACGAAUGGUAGCAGAUCACUUGGCGGCUAUCCACAACGAGUGCCCGACAAUGGUUCAACAAGAACUCCAACAAGAUCUUCGAAAUGCGUACGCGUUGUUGAAGUCGAUUCCGGGAGGUUUGACUGUUCUGGUGUCGCACGUCAUGGAACACAUCAAACAACAAGGAUUGCGAACAGUGACUAACCUGUCAGGAGACAACAUUGCUGUCCAGUUUGUAGAGGGCAUGCUUAGUGUCCACUCCAAGUACAAGGAGAUCACCAACACUGUUUUCAGUAAUGAUCAGCUAUUUAGCAGCGCUCUAGAUAUGGCCUGUGCUGCAGUCGUCAACCAUCGCUUCAAUACUAAACAAAAUUGUAGGUCUCCAGAACUACUUGCCAAGUAUUGUGAUACUCUCUUGAAGAAGUCAACAAAAGGCGGUAGUGACACCGAAGUUGACGAUAAGUUAACACAGUGCAUUACUGUAUUCAAGUACAUCGACGACAAGGAUGUUUAUCAAGCUUUUUACUCACGGAAGUUGGCACAUCGAUUGAUUUCACAACUGAGUCAAAGUAUGGACGCUGAAGAGGCAAUGAUCAACCGAUUGAAACAGGCAUGCGGAUAUGAGUUUACCAACAAACUUCAUCGAAUGUUCACGGACAUGUCCGUCUCAUCAGACCUGAACAACAAGUUUAAUCUGCUGAACAAAGAUCGGAUGAUUGAAUUAGGUCUCAACUUCUCCAUCUAUGUCUUGCAAACCGGUGCGUGGCCUAGACAAGUCUGCCCUACCGAUUUCGCCGUACCCCAAGAGUUGGAAAAAUCGGUCCAAGAAUUUGAAGAUUUCUAUCGUCUACAGUUUAACGGCCGGAAGCUUGCAUGGCUACAUCACUUGAGUUACGGAGAGCUGAAACUGAACUACUUGAAAAAGCGUUACUUCAUCACCAUGGGAACCUUCCAAAUGGCAAUGCUUCUUGUCUUUCAAGAGACCAAUUCCGUGACUUGUGGAGAACUCAUGGAAGCCACGAAGCUUAACUCGGAUCAAUUCCAAAAGGUCCUUCAGAGCUUAGUCGACUCAAAGCUUUUGGCAGUAACUAGUGACACUGUCGAAGUUUUCCAACCAUCUACAGUCAUUUCCCUCAAUAUGGAUUAUAGUAACAAACGAACCAAGUUUCGUAUUAACAACACUAUCCAAAAGGAGACUGUCCAAGAAACCGAGACGACGCAUUCUUCUGUAAACGAAGACAGGAAAAUGUACCUUCAGGCUACAAUCGUUCGAAUCAUGAAAUCUAGGAAGAUUCUUCGCCACAUGGUGUUAAUUCAGGAGGUGUUGAGCCAGUCCCAACCCCGAUUUGCUCCUCCCAUUGGCAUGAUAAAAAAGUGCAUUGAGACAUUGAUUGACAAGCAGUACCUGGAGCGUACCCCUAAUUCAACGGACGAAUAUAGCUAUGUGGCAUAGAAAAUGCAAUCUCAACGUUAGUUCGCAAUAUCAUGCUGUAAUACUUUGGCGUGAAUUUUUGAAAUUGUUGAAAAGAAAACCGCGUCGAGAUGGUAAGGAUUGUUGGGCCUUUGGGGUAUUUCUCAUAUUGUACAUGAAUAAUUUUUCCAUUUGAUAUUUUUCAUCGGUUUUUUUCCCUGCUGUGUGAACUUAGAAAUUCUUACUUACACACUUUGAACAUCGUUUAAAGUGCAGUAUUAGAAAUACAAAGCAUACAAAAUAAA
Molecule: messenger RNA, 2846 nt
Organism: Daphnia pulicaria
Lineage: Eukaryota; Metazoa; Arthropoda; Branchiopoda; Diplostraca; Daphniidae
Gene: Cul2
Product: cullin-2-like
Exons: 6
Coding region: 337-2583 (748 amino acids)
Biological process (GO): SCF-dependent proteasomal ubiquitin-dependent protein catabolic process; protein ubiquitination
Cellular component (GO): Cul2-RING ubiquitin ligase complex; SCF ubiquitin ligase complex
Molecular function (GO): ubiquitin protein ligase binding
Source: RefSeq, a predicted model, not a curated record